ACGUGAUUUCUGCUUGAAAACAACAUUUUUUUGUUUCUUCUUUACAGAUAUAAUUUUUCUUCUGAUCUCUGGUCGAUGGAUUUAUCACUGACAAUACAACAAUAUUUUAGCUAGAAAAUCGAGUGAAGCAUGGGUGACUGGAGCUUUCUAGGGCGGCUGCUGGAGAAUGCUCAAGAACACUCCACUGUGAUCGGAAAGGUUUGGCUCACCGUCCUCUUCAUCUUCCGGAUCCUGGUCCUGGGCGCGGCGGCGGAGGAGGUGUGGGGCGACGAGCAGUCGGACUUCACGUGUAACACGCAGCAGCCCGGUUGUGAGAACGUGUGCUACGACGAGGCCUUCCCCAUCUCACACAUCCGCUUCUGGGUGCUGCAGAUCAUCUUCGUCUCCACGCCCACGCUCAUCUACCUGGGCCACGUGCUGCACAUCGUCCGCAUGGAGGAGAAGAGGAGGGAGCGCGAGGAGGAGCUCCGCAAGGCCGGGCGCCACCAGGAGGACCACGACCCGCUCUACCACAACGGGGUCGGAGACGGGGGAGGAGGAGGAGGAGGAGGAGGAGGAGGAGGGAAGAAGGAGAAGCCUCCCAUCAGGGACGAGCACGGGAAGAUCCGUAUCCGCGGGGCGCUGCUGAGGACCUACAUCUUCAACAUCAUCUUCAAGACGCUGUUCGAGGUGGGCUUCAUCCUGGGACAGUACUUCCUCUACGGCUUCCACCUGCGGCCGCUCUAUAAAUGUGGCCGCUGGCCGUGUCCCAACACCGUCGACUGCUUCAUCUCCAGGCCGACUGAGAAGACGAUCUUCAUCAUCUUCAUGCUGGUGGUGGCGUGCGUGUCCCUGGUGCUGAACCUGCUGGAGAUCUACCACCUGGGCUGGAAGAAGGUGAAGCAGGGCGUCACCAACGAGUUCGUCCCCGACAGCGAGUCUCUGUUGCCGGGCGGAGACGAGCCGGGCGACGCCGAGACCAUCCCGGAGCACACGUCUCCGUCGGCGCUCGACUGCCUGCCGCCGUACGCCAGCGUCAGCGUGGUGCGGGCCGUGGCGGCGGAGGGGGGCGGAGCCUACAGCCCCACAGAAGCCCCGCCUCCUAACAACACGCCGCCCUUCCUGCUGGAGGCGCCGUUUUACGGCGAUAAAGUCGGCGGCGACGGGCCGAUGAUGGCGAUGGAGCAGAACUGGAACAACGUGGUGCUGGAGCUGCAGAACUCCUCCUACCCUCCUCCUCUCCCGUCUCCUCCCACCUCCACCUCCUCCUCGCCACACGAGGACGCCAUGCCGCCGCUCCCAGAAGGCGAGCAGCACUCCAUGUUCCCGACGCUGCCCCGCCACACCCCUCUGUCGCCCCUGGCCCCGGGGGACGAGGACACGUCGCCCUGCAGCAUCCCGCACAGCGACGACUUCACCGUGGUCACCCGGGCCGAGAUGCACCAGCCUCCCGCCGCCGCCCCCGCCGCCGCGAGGGACAUCCGGAAGCCAAGUCGGGCCAGCAGGAGCAGCGGCGUCCGGGCUCGCCCCGACGACCUGGCAGUGUAG
Molecule: messenger RNA, 1527 nt
Organism: Centropristis striata (black sea bass)
Lineage: Eukaryota; Metazoa; Chordata; Actinopteri; Perciformes; Serranidae
Product: gap junction alpha-3 protein-like
Biological process (GO): cell communication
Cellular component (GO): connexin complex
Source: RefSeq, a predicted model, not a curated record